Cantharellus anzutake is the source of this 843-nucleotide messenger RNA. RefSeq lists its product as uncharacterized. Bases 1 to 843 code for a protein of 280 amino acids. The record is from RefSeq and is a predicted model, not a curated record. NCBI's taxonomy places the organism in Eukaryota, Fungi, Basidiomycota, Agaricomycetes, Cantharellales, Hydnaceae. The transcript has 7 exons.
AUGGCCCCCGUUCAACUCGCCGCCCCUCUCGCUACUACCCUCAAAGAUCAUCAAUCCCCCAACUUGAAAACUGCUCUCCGUCUCCUCGAAGCUUCGUACUUCAUACUCUGUGGCACGGAUAAUUUCACCUGGACUCCACUCCCGGAUGAGUCUCUGAGCGCCCUGGGAUGGAGCCAGUGUAACAAGUCCAAAUUUAUCGACACAUUCCAGAAUGUUAUCUGGAAAUGGACGAAAAAUGCCGAGUAUAUUAUCACAGAGGUGGUAGAAAACGAGAGUGAUGUGAUUCUCUAUGUAAACUUAGGGCACCAGUCUGUCUCGCUCGCGGGCAAGUCGCUCGCUUCCUCGCAUGUGUUCAGGCUCCGCUUCGACGCUGAUGGGAAAAUCGUGGAAGAAAAGGACUUCUUGGACAGCAACUAUGUACAUGAAUUUUGGUUGUCGGGGCCCGGAGCCAAAUCGGCCGGUCCUGCUGAAGGAAACCCCCGGUCUAAGCUAGAGGAUGCAUCACUACGCGCCAUGGAUUGUAACGACUCUGGGUUGAGUAUUUUCAGGGACGUUCAGUCUAGAGACAUGGGAAGGAGAGGCAAAAAUACCAGCACUUGGGAUGGCGCAGAGUUAUCACAGGUUGAAACUUGGGGCGUCUUGCGCCCAGCACUAGGACACCCCCAAAGCCAGAUUGAGUCAAUCAAGGCGCUAAUGAAUUGUUCCGGAGUAAAGCUCACGACGGGUCUGUGCCGGGGCCCCAUGCAGAUCCAUGCAGAUAAAGUGGUAUGUAUUUACCAAACCUGGCUAGGACGACGUCCAGAAAUGAGAUGGCCAUUGUAUGGCCAGACCCAGCAGGCCUGA